AUGAAAAAUGAGAAGAAACGUCAGAAGCGUGGCUUGGAACUGAUCGCAAGUGAGAAUUUCACAACGAAGGCUGUUUAUGAUGCACUCGGAUCUGCAAUGUCAAAUAAAUAUUCAGAAGGUUAUCCCGGUGCUAGGUAUAGGCUUUCAAUUGUACAUUUCAGCUGUUUCAACGUUUUUCUCAAUACGCUUACAAUCACUUGCAGAUAUUAUGGUGGUAAUGAAUUCAUCGAUCAGAUGGAACGUUUAUGCCAACAGCGCGCACUUAAGGUCUAUGGACUAGAUCCGGAAAAAUGGGGUUGUAACGUGCAGAGCUUAUCGGGUGCACCAGCCAACUUUGCCGUCUAUACAGCAAUUGUUGAACCCAACGGGCGUAUUAUGGGAUUGGAUUUACCCGAUGGUGGACAUCUGAGUCAUGGAUUCUACACGCCACAACGCAAAGUAUCAGCAACGUCAGUGUUCUUCCAAUCAAUGCCCUACAAAGUGGAUCCAGUCAGUGGUCUUAUCGAUUACGAUGCAAUGGAGAAGAGCGCCAUGCUCUUCAGACCUAAAAUCCUCAUUGCCGGUGUGAGUUGUUAUGCUCGUCACUUGGACUAUGCUCGAUUCCGUCAGAUCGCUGAUAAAUGUGGUGCAUAUCUGAUGGCCGAUAUGGCACACAUAUCUGGUCUUGUAGCCGCUGGAGUGAUACCGUCACCGUUUGAGUACGCAGAUAUUGUCACGACAACAACACAUAAGUCGUUACGUGGACCUAGAGGAGCGAUCAUCUUCUAUAGAAAAGGCGUACGAUCGGUGACAGCAAAAGGUGAUAAAGUGAUGUACGAUCUGCAAUCGAAGAUCGAUGCUGCCGUCUUUCCGGGACUUCAGGGUGGCCCACACAAUCACACUAUUGCUGGAAUAGCGAUAGCACUGAACCAGUGUCUCACUAAAGAAUACGUUGAGUACGCCAAACAAAUCCUCAAAAAUUCGCAAGCAUUAGCGCAUCGAAUGGUUGAGCAUGGGUAUAAACUAGCAACAGGUGGAACGGAUAAUCAUUUAUGUUUGGUGGAUUUAAGACCGAAAGGUUUGGAUGGCGCUAAAGCGGAGCACGUCCUUGAUUUAGCUCAUAUCACCUGCAAUAAGAACACUUGUCCUGGCGAUCAAAGUGCCCUGAGACCGGGUGGUAUUCGUCUUGGUGCGCCAGCGUUGACAUCUCGUGGCUUUAAAGAAGAAGACUUCGUGAAAGUUGCCGAUUUCAUCCACGAA
Anisakis simplex (herring worm) is the source of this 1239-nucleotide messenger RNA. The record is from the annotation of a GenBank genome assembly. NCBI's taxonomy places the organism in Eukaryota, Metazoa, Nematoda, Chromadorea, Rhabditida, Anisakidae.